AUGGCUGCCAUCGCCCACUCCGCGUCGCUCCUCUGCGAGGCCUCCCUCGCCGCCGCGCGCUCGGCCAGCUCGCUGCCGUCGCACUCGGGCCUCAAGGCCGAGCCCCGCGUGGCCGUCCGCAGCCUGCGCGCGCAGCGCGCCAAGACCGCCAAGCCCAUGACGGUGCGCGCGAGCGCGGGAGCCACCGUGGAGGGAUUCGAAGUGAAGGCGGUGCCGACGUCGCCGAUCGAGGGGCAGAAGACGGGGACGAGCGGGCUGCGCAAGAAGGUGAAGGUGUUUCAGGAGCCGCACUACCUGGCCAACUGGAUCCAGGCGCUCUUCGACUCGCUGCCCGCCGAGGACGUCAAGGGCUCGCUGCUCGUGCUGGGCGGCGAUGGCCGUUACUUCAACCGCGAGGCCGCGCAGGAGAUCAUCAAGAUCGCCGCCGGUAAUGGCGUCGGGAAGAUUCUCGUGGGCAAGGAUGGCGUCAUGUCCACGCCCGCCGUGUCGGCUGUCAUCCGCAAGCAGAAGGCGUACGGCGGGUUCAUCAUGAGCGCGAGCCACAACCCCGGAGGCCCCAAGUACGACUGGGGCAUUAAGUUCAACUACAGCAGCGGCCAGCCCGCGCCCGAGUCCAUCACCGACAAGAUCUACGGCAACACGCUCUCCAUCAAGGAGAUCAAGCAGGCGGAGAUCCCUGACGUGGACUUGGCCAAGACCGGCACGACCAAGUUCGGCUCGUUCGAGGUGGAGGUCGUCGACCCCGUCGCCGACUACCUCGAGCUCUUCAAGCAAGUGUUCGACUUCGACAUGAUCCGCGCGCUCGUGACGCGCCCCGACUUCUCACUCAAGUUCGACGCCAUGCACGCCGUGACCGGCGCGUACGCCAAGCCCAUCCUCGUCGACGCGCUCGGCGCGCCCGAGUCGGCAAUCAUCAACGGCACGCCGCUCGAGGACUUCGGCGGCGGCCACCCCGACCCGAACCUGACCUACGCGGAGGAGCUCGUGAAGAUCAUGUACGCCCCCGAUGCGCCCGAUUUCGGCGCCGCAUCGGACGGCGACGGCGACCGCAACAUGAUCCUCGGGAACAACUUCUUCAUCACGCCGUCCGAUUCCGUCGCGAUCAUCGCCGCCAACGCGCAGGCCGCCAUUCCGUACUUCGCCGCCGGCCCCAAGGGCCUCGCGCGCUCCAUGCCCACCUCCGCCGCGCUCGACGGCGUCGCGACGGGCCUCAACCUGCCGUUCUUCGAGGUCCCCACCGGGUGGAAGUUCUUCGGGAAUCUCAUGGACGCGGGCACGCUGAGCAUCUGCGGAGAGGAGAGCUUCGGAACCGGAUCGGAUCACAUUCGGGAGAAGGACGGGCUGUGGGCGGUGCUCGCGUGGCUGUCCAUCCUCGCGUAUCGCAACAAGGACGUGCCUGUUGGCGGGAAGCUGGUGUCGGUGGGUGACGUGGCGCGCGAGCACUGGGCGCAGUACGGGCGGAACUUCUUCUCGCGGUACGACUACGAGGAGUGCGCGUCGGAGGGCGCGAACGCCAUGGUGGCGCACCUGCGCGCGAUCCUCGCCGCCGCCAAGCCCGGAGAUAAAUACGGCGCAUACGAGCUGGCGCUAGCGGACGACUUUGAGUACACGGACCCCGUGGAUGGCAGCGUGGCCAGCCAGCAGGGCAUCCGCUUUGUCUUCACCGAUGGCUCCAGGAUCAUCUUCCGCCUCUCCGGCACGGGCAGUGCAGGAGCCACCAUCCGAGUGUACGUGGAGCAGUAUGAGCCGGACGUUGCUCGUCACGGCCUUGACGCACAGGAGGCCCUCAAGCCCCUCAUCGACAUCGCUCUGUCAGUGUCGAAGCUCCAAGAGUUCACCGGCCGUGACAAGCCCACCGUCAUCACCUAG
Messenger RNA from Closterium sp. Naga37s-1, 1869 nucleotides. The record is from the annotation of a GenBank genome assembly. NCBI's taxonomy places the organism in Eukaryota, Viridiplantae, Streptophyta, Zygnematophyceae, Desmidiales, Closteriaceae.